Molecule: messenger RNA, 1704 nt
Organism: Ceratosolen solmsi marchali
Lineage: Eukaryota; Metazoa; Arthropoda; Insecta; Hymenoptera; Agaonidae
Product: fatty acyl-CoA reductase 1
Exons: 5
Coding region: 140-1645 (501 amino acids)
Biological process (GO): long-chain fatty-acyl-CoA metabolic process
Cellular component (GO): peroxisome
Molecular function (GO): alcohol-forming very long-chain fatty acyl-CoA reductase (NADP+) activity
Source: RefSeq, a predicted model, not a curated record
CAUCUACUCAAUCUACUUGAUUCUCCAUUACCAUUUAUCGCUCUAUUAAGAACAGUCAGCUCGUACUUCAUUUUGAUAUUCAAAUAGUGGGUUUAAAAAGAAUUAAAGAAUAUCUCAAAUUGAUCAAAUUUAUCAGAAAAUGCAAGAUAGUAAAGCAAUAAUCAAAAAGAGAGAAAAAAGUGAAAUAGCAAAAUAUUAUAAGGGACUGAAUGUUUUCAUAACUGGUGGUACUGAUUUGUUAGGAAAAUGCCUGCUAGAAAAGUUACUCAGGAGUUGUCCGCAGAUUGAAACGAUGUAUUUAUUAGUUAAAACUAACGAUGGCGAGAACUUUCAAAAUAAAUGCAAAAAGUUUUACGAAAAUAAUAUAUUUGAUAUUUUACGAAAACAUAAUUCUAAUUUGAUAAAUAAAGUCAAUUUCUUCAAGGGAGACUUAAUGCAAGAUAAUUUAGGUCUAAAUAAUAAGGAAUAUAAAAUCCUUACUGAGAAUGUAGAUAUUAUUUUUCAUAAUGGAGCUACAACUAAACUAAACGAAAAAAUAUUAGUGGCCUUGAGAACUAAUGUCCUUGGAACACAACAAAUGUUGGAUUUAGCACACAACUGCCAACAUCUUAAGGCUUUCGUUUUUAUAUCAUCGUGUUACUCACAUUACCAUCAAAACAUCAUUGAAGAUAAAUUUUAUUCUGCGCCAGCCGAUCUUAACAUGAUCAACGACAUGAUUCGAACAGAAUCUCAGACCGGUAUUAGCAAUGAAACUCUAAAGAUGCUACUUGGUAAAUGGACGAAUAUUUACGCCUUUACCAAAGCUACUGCCGAGGACAUGGUACGACAUUAUGCACGUAAAUCAUCCUUCGCAUGCUGCGUAUUUAGGCCUACUACUGUCAUAUCGACAUACAAGGAACCGGUAUCAGGUUGGUGUGACAUUAAAAAUGUACCUACUUCAUUUUUUAUCAAUAUUGCUAUGGGUGUCAUUCAUAUAUUAUUUGAAGUUCCUGGGCCUUGUGACUUAAUACCUGCAGAUUUAUGUGCAAAUGCUAUUAUAGUAAGCACAUGGGAUGCCAUUCAUCGUUGGCAAAUAGAAUCAGAAGCUUGUGUAUAUAAUUAUGGCACAAGUAAAGUAAAUCCAAUAACAUUAAGACAAAUCAAAGAGAAUAUGAUGAAUGAUCGAAAUGUUUUCAAAACUUCGCAAAAUAAUAAUAUACCAGUAAUUUUAAUCACAACAAAUUUUGUAUUUUACUUUAUUAUCCGGAUAAUGUUUGACUACAUACCAGCUAUAAUUCAAGACCUAUCAACAAUCAUUAUUGGCAAUGCUCCGAAAUCCUGGUCACUUGUACAGAAAUCGCAGAGAGAUAUACGUUAUGUGCAUGAUUGUAUCGUCGGUAAAUGUUGGAUCUCUGUCACAGACAUUACGAAAGCUUACGAGAAGCUGAACCCACUUGAUCGUGAGCUUUUCUUCUGUGACCUGCGCACUCUUAACUGGGGUGAAUUCUUCGUAACGUUCUGGCAUGGUAUUAGACUCAACAUCCUUCAAGACUCACCCAAUGAAUCAAUCAAAAAAAAGUGUUACAAAUAUAAUAACAAGUAUAUCGAUUUCAGCAUCGUUAUCCUCUUAAGUAUCCUUGUGUAUUACAUGAUAAAGGCUUUUUAGAUUAAAUAUUCAAUAGUUUCGUAUUUGUUUAAAAUUCCACUUUCUAAGCUAAUUUACAA